AUGAAUGAUGACCCAGGAGUAGCAUUGUGGCUAUGCCCGAAAAAGCAUACAGAACUUUAUGAGAAGCUUGAAACGGUUAUGGCCUCACUACAGACACUUUUCCCUGGAACGCCACCAUCAUUCGAACCACAUGUGACCAUUUCUACGAACAUUGAUAUUGCUUUAGACGACCCUGAAAAACGGCACGAUGAUGUUGACCGAAUCUUGGGUGCGAGUGUUGCAGCGUUGCAGUCGAUCCCCGCCACAAGUACAAAUAGCCCCUUAGUGCGAUUAGGUCGAGUUGGCACCCAACGGUCCAAGUAUAAAAAGUUAUAUUUCGAGGUGGCGCCGGACGCCAAUUUACUUUCAUUUGCUCAAAUAAUUCGCGAGUUAUUUGUGGUUUUACCUCAAUUGGUGGAAAGAGAAAACCAAUUAAUUAACCCACAUUUGUAUACUGCUGAUAAUCACGGGAACCGCAUACGAAGAGCAAAGCUGCGUAGUAGUAAAAGAGCUUCUUCCACCAGUGAAAAGGAUUCCGUCCCAACCAAACAAAUCAGUCUACAACCAUUACAAAACGAAGCUUCAUCCGUCGCUGCGCAAUGGAGUAAAAGCGAGUUUUUUCCCCACUUAUCAAUGGUGUAUAGCGAAGUCUAUCCCAUUGGAAGUGCAAUGUGGAGAACAAUUACCACACGAAUCCAAGAUUAUUUGGGUAUUGAUAAUUGUGAUGAUCCUGUAGUGGAAGAUACUGGCUUAGGUUGGAAUGGGGGUGUUCUUAAACUUGUAUUAUGUCGUGGUGACCCACAGGACUGGAUUGAAUUAGGAAGCGUGGAUGUUUAA
Messenger RNA from Lizanozyma spartinae, 816 nucleotides. It is a transcript of the gene CPD1, whose product is annotated as 2',3'-cyclic-nucleotide 3'-phosphodiesterase. The coding region runs from base 1 to 816 and encodes 271 amino acids. Gene Ontology annotation, molecular function: 2',3'-cyclic-nucleotide 3'-phosphodiesterase activity. Gene Ontology annotation, biological process: cyclic nucleotide metabolic process. The transcript is spliced from 2 exons. The record is from RefSeq and is a predicted model, not a curated record. NCBI's taxonomy places the organism in Eukaryota, Fungi, Ascomycota, Pichiomycetes, Serinales, Debaryomycetaceae.